CGGAAGCCUACCGUUGUCCCUGGUGGAACGACAUCCGAGUAUGAGAUUGAAUGAGAAUAGGCAUAAAGGAAUGACGAGAGGGUAAGGAAAAUAAUGAGUGACUAAGUACAGGGAGCUUGAAGAGAAAAGUCCGUCAAGAUGCCGGAGAGCGGCGGUGUAUCGGAUGGUACCGGGAAGGUCUUGAUGCUCGAGGACCUUAUUGCGGCCAUUGACCGACAUGAGAAGACACCAAGCAAUGUCCCUAAGGUCGACACCUUUCACUUCAAUGGAGAAAGAGUCUUAGACUGGCUGGAUCGGGUGGAACAAGCAUUGGUGGGACUAGUGGAUGCGGUGAAAUUCCAGCGGAUCAUGAGAUAUGUGCUUUAUGGGCACCAUCAGGAGGUGCAGAGGGUGGUCAAUGAUGCCAACGGCAAUUGGGUCAGGUUUAGAGAGGGAAUGCAAAGGAAGUACAGGCUGGGCGAUGACCUGCUAACCUCGGCGGACCUGGAGGCAAUGAACAAAGAUAACUUCACUACGAUAGGGGCCUUUGUACAAGAAUUCAAGAAGAGGGCAAGGAAGGUCCGCGGGAUCUCAGAAGAGACGCAGUGUGUCAUCGUUUUGGGACUGCUUACUGUGUUAGAGGCCCAGGAAUUGACGAGUCAUGGAGGAGGGAGUGCUAAGCUCACCUCGGCCACCAUUGACAAAGGGGUGGAAGAUGGGAGCUUAGACCAGGUGGAGCAGCACCAGGGGAACCAAGGUCAGGGGGAUCAAGGAGGUCAGGGGUACGGAAGAACCCGCUUUGACUGGAGGUCGGCUAUCUGCCAACAUUGCGACCAGCAAGGCCACACUAUAAGGUUAUGUAACAUAAGGCGGGAGGAUGAGAAGAACGGGCUGAUUUCCUCCACCGUGGAUGGAAACAUCUACGACCAGUUUGGGGAGUUUAUUGACAGGAAGCUUGGGGGAGUGAGAGCGGAGGCCCAACGAAGGGCGGCAACCGGACCGCCACCCCCUGCCACGUUCAGGUUAUGGCAGGAGAAGGAAGGACCACCAAUUGGGGUAGAGGAAGUGGGGAGUGAUGAGGAAGUAACUCAGGGGCUACGAGAAGGAGAUAAGAGGGAAGAGCCCAUAAUUAUUGAGUCGGACGACGAGGAUGAGGAAGAAAAGAUGGAACCUUCGUUCGCCUUGCUGGGGAAAAUGGAGGAUCUGUUGGGCAAGAUAGGGAGGUACCAACAGAAGUUGGUGGACCUCUGUAAGGGAGAAAGGGAAUGGAGGUCUAACGUUCCCAAGGUGUUCCUUUAUGACUCUGGCCCGGAGUCAGCGACCGGGCAACCCGGAGUAAAUGUAGUGGGGUCGGGCCCGCGAACUGGGAUGAUGAUGGGACCCCUUACCCCGCAGGCCCGGCUAGCGCAGGCAGCGCGAACGCGAAGUCAGGCCAAGGCCACUGCUAGCCAAGAACCCCCCCGGAGAGAGCUUGAGCCGGGAGGAAGGAAAGAGGCAGGAGAAGUGGAGGAUGAUGACGAUGAAGAGGAGGAAGAUGAGAGGUUGCGCCAGGAAGAGCAAAGGGCUAAGAAAAGAGAGGCUACGGAAGGAGUUGAGUCGGUCUUGCACGAUGUACCGCCUAAGAAGAAGAAAUAUGCGGUCCGGCUGGAAGAAGGGUUUGGCGUAGAGAAGAUGAUGAAGUUGGCAUUGGCUGGAUCGCAUAGCCUAGUGGAAAAUAUGAGGACAAUAGAGGAGGGACCAGGUAGGGUAGAAAGGCAUGAGGAGUUGAUGGGGGGAAUGUAUCUCCUCGUCAAUACACUACUGCAAGAAAACCUUAAUCAAACAGGCUCGUUGAAUCCGGCGGGAAAUGAGGACGAGGUGCCCGAGAGCCAGGACGACGAGUUUGAAGACGGUGAGAUCAAAGAGGUCUUUCGUGCGGAGGAGUAUGAAGGGAUCUACCUGGAGUUGGGACUCCUUCUGUCAUGCGAAAUGUGGCUUAGAGAUGUGAGCGAUAGGGCUCAGAGGAUGAUGCAGAGUUACUUGGUGCGAGAUGACCAUCUUUUCAGAAGGAGAGAAGUGGGGAAUCCCAGGAGAGUCAUCUGCGGUAGGAAUCGUCAGAUUGACGUCAUAGCCGCACUUCAAGAUGACAUUGCAGGAGGGCAUCGAGGGAUACAUGCCACAUACGCCAAAAUAAGUGAGUUGUACUACUCGGAUGGAAUGAUGGACUUGAUUGGGAAGUUCUGUCGAUCUUGCGUGCCCUUCCAGGAGAGAUCCUGUUUGAGACCUGGAGAGCCGUUACAUCCAAGGUUAGAGCGUGAGGUGGGGGCUGUAGUGAAUCUCGAUCUACUUUUCAUGCCACUUGCGGAUCAGGGCUAUAACUACAUCUUCGAUGCGCGCGAUAACCUGUCUGGCUUCGUAGACGGACGUGCCAUUCGUACGAAGGCUGGGCCAGUCUUGGUUAGCUGCAUCGAGGAGUAUCACCUGCGUUAUCCUUUCGUUAAGGAGUUCGUAAUGGACAGGGGAUCGGAGUUUACCUGCCAGGAGGUGCAAGAGCUGCUAUCAAGGUCCGACUUUACGAAGCCAGCCAUGCCAAGAGGAGGGAAGGGGACACGACCGUCACGAAGGCCGUUGGGAGCUUCAGGAGGAUAUGAGCGGCAUGGACCUCGCCAUCGAGAGAGUACUCCGGUGUACGAUGAUGGGGACAUCGAGUUAUUCUUGGACAGCUUCUGGGGGCAUGCAGGGCGUAUGGGCUGGACCUUGGCCCAGGCGAUUGAGAGAUUGAGAGGAGCCGACAGGUUCGAGGAGCCCAUUGCCCGGAUCCGUAGGGAGGCGACGACGAGGCCAGAGGUGAUGCAGGAGCUACGACCCUCGCCUGUGGGACCUGAUGGCAAGCCGAUUCGCCUAGAGAUCGGGAAUGCAGAGGCAUUUAUCCCCGCCUUCGAGUGGUUCAUGCAGGGGCAGGAGAUGUGGAGAGACUUCUGGGAGCAAAGGGGAGAAGAGAUUCCUUCGCCAACAAGAGCCGGAUUCAGGGUAGCAAGGAAAGCGGAGGAGAGGCUGGAUCGCAAGAUCAGGUUCCUAACCAAGACAACUUUUGACCGGUACUUGUUGUUGGAGAGCGAUCUGGCAGGGAAGACGACGAAGGCAGAGGGCCAUGGGCUACGCUUGGAGACGAUGGAGGUAGAGAUCCAGGAGCUCAGGGCUCUGGUGGCUAGUCAGGCUGCCAUUAUUGAGGACUUGAGGCAACAACUUCAAGGGAGAGCGGACAAGGACGAGAGCAGCCGACAGGGAGAGCAGAGACAGCUAGGACAGGGGUUGUCGGGGCAGCCAUCUGCAACAGAGUCUUGCCAGGAGUCAUCCAUGGGGAGAGUUAUCUUGAAACCUGAGGAGGCGAAGGCCAAGAGGGAGGCAGAGAGAGAAGCCUUCGAAUUCAGAGCCCCUACUGAGCUCGCGACUAUAGUAGCAGCGGGCCCAGUCAUGCCAUUGGCAGUUGAGGAGGGGCUACCAUGGUCUAGCAGUGAGACAGCUCAAGGCUCAGCAGAGGGAUUCAUGGACGUGCUCCUUGAGGCAGUGCAUACUAUGCAGGAGGAGGCGAAACUCAGUUUGUUUUCGCCUGAAUAGAGGAUAGAGGAGCCUCUUGAGAGAGAGAUGGGGAUUGAAACAGGGGGUGUCAUUGAGGGCAGACCCCAGAGAUUG
Chara braunii is the source of this 3651-nucleotide messenger RNA. The record is from the annotation of a GenBank genome assembly. NCBI's taxonomy places the organism in Eukaryota, Viridiplantae, Streptophyta, Charophyceae, Charales, Characeae.